Molecule: messenger RNA, 1401 nt
Organism: Cavenderia fasciculata
Lineage: Eukaryota; Evosea; Eumycetozoa; Acytosteliales; Cavenderiaceae
Exons: 3
Coding region: 1-1401 (466 amino acids)
Source: RefSeq, a predicted model, not a curated record
AUGAUUGCAAUAUUGGAUAACUAUGACUUUGUGAAAGAUGACUUCAAAUAUUUCGCAAGAGAGACACUAUACAGAAAACCAUACAACAUCAAACACAUAGCAUUGGAUAGAAUAACACCGUCGAGUGCAAAGAAUAGUAUUCAAUCGUAUCGAUGGUUGGAUGGCAUCAAAGAUAAUAUCUAUCUGCAAGCUAGAUUCGGUUUCAAAUCAACUCUUAUCGAUAGUUUGUUGAAAUUGGAGCAACAAUAUAGUCGUUAUAUUUGGUUUGAUAAAAAGAAUAAUGAUAAUCUUCAACAACAACAACAACAACAACAAGAAAGUGGUGAUAAUAAUAAUAAUUAUAAUAAUAAUAAUAAUGAUAAAGUGGAGAAGAUUGGAUUUGUACCAAAUCUAUUCAAGAUAAUAGAGAAUGCAUGUAUUGGUGAACGAGUAGAUAUAGUUGAAUACAUCUAUCACAGAUACCAUCGACACCUUCCAGAGGUAAUAAUGUACAUCUAUCAAUCAUCGAUCAUUCACGGACCACUGAAAUCAUUUCUGUUCAUCUAUCACCUUCAUCCCGAUCAAUCAUACAUUCGAGAGAUAACCAACUAUGCAAGAUUUAUCGAUCAAGAUGUAUUGUUGUAUUGUUUAUCUAAUUUUGGUAUACCUUCUUUUGGUGAUCAACAAGGAGUAUAUAGAUACAAACACCAACCUCCUAGUUGGUAUUAUACAUCACCUAGUUAUGAUGUUGAUAAUAUUAAAAUAUCUGAUAUCAUCAUUGAUACUUGUCAAUCUCUUCAUAAUAAUAAUAAUUAUAAUGAUAUUUACAACAUUGACACAUAUCGAGUGGAUGUUGUUCAAUAUUUACACAGCAUUGGAAAGUCUAAUUUUUGGGCAGUCCGUGACGCAGCAAAACUAAAUAACUUUGAAACAUACAAAUACCUAAAUUCUGUUCAUCGAGAACAGGUCUGUGACUCACUCGACACGAUAUUUCCAUUUAUAACACUCGAGUGUUUUAAAAUAGUAUUGGAAGCUCAUUUAAAAGAUUCAAUCCGACCCAGUUUAAUUGAUCUAUUGGAAUAUCUAAUCAAUCAAUUUCCAAGACACCCAUUCUAUUUCGAUCUUUGGCAAUCAGUUCGUGCUCAAGAUCACUCGAUGGAGAUUGCUAAACUUUUAAUAUCAAAUUUCGAAUUUAAUAAUAAUAUAAAUAAUAAUAAUAAUAAUAAUAAUAAUCAUAAUCAAAAUAAUAACAAUAAUAUAAAUGAUCUUCAUUUCAUAAUAGAUUGGGCUCGGAUUAACUUUAAGGAUUUCAACAAAGAAACAAUGAUCUAUUUAUUAAAAAAAGCAAUAGAAUACAAAUCAAUUGGAAUAUCAAUAUACAACCCAUUAGAAGAGGAAAGGAUAUAUUUGAAAAGGGGCUGA